Etheostoma cragini (Arkansas darter) is the source of this 1350-nucleotide messenger RNA. RefSeq lists its product as uncharacterized. The transcript has 6 exons. NCBI's taxonomy places the organism in Eukaryota, Metazoa, Chordata, Actinopteri, Perciformes, Percidae. Gene Ontology annotation, molecular function: dihydrofolate reductase activity; NADP binding. The coding region runs from base 149 to 763 and encodes 204 amino acids. The record is from RefSeq and is a predicted model, not a curated record. Gene Ontology annotation, biological process: folic acid metabolic process; tetrahydrofolate biosynthetic process; glycine biosynthetic process. Gene Ontology annotation, cellular component: mitochondrion.
AAUUUCACACAGUAAGGAUCUGCAUUACGUACGUAUCCAAUAGCAGCUUCCGCCCGGUGGGCGGUGAUAGUUUAGUUCAAGCUGCAAUAUGUUUUUCCCAGACCCGAUGUGUUGCAGAUCCUGAUCCCGACGAAAUACUUUUGACUGCAUGUCGGAGAUGGAAGUGAGCCCGGACGAUAGGGACCGAGUCCAGAAGAAGCCAGUUCGCCUCAUAGCAGCGGUCUGCAACGACAUGGGGAUCGGCAAAGACGGGAAGCUGCCCUGGAAUUUACCAUCUGAAUUCCAGUACUUUCUGAACACUGUCAAAAGGGUAUCGAGACCAGGAAAGAUGAACCUGAUGGUCUGGGGCAAACUGUGCUGGUACUCCCUCCCAAAAACUACUUUACCAAUGGCCAAUAUUCUGCAUGUGGUGCUGAGCAAAACACUGGACACAGUUCCAGAUCACGCCCACUUCCUCUGUCAAGACUUUGAGAGUGCUGUCCGCCUGGCGGCAAAGCCCCCCCUCGCUGACCUAUUUGAGACCAUCUGGAUUGUUGGUGGGACGCAGGUCUAUAAGGAUGCGCUGAAGCACCCGUGGUGUGACUUGGUUUACCUGACAGACGUCAUGGCAGACUUCGACUGUGACGUCUUCUUCCCCGAGUUUGACAGAGCACUCUUCAAAGAACAAGAAGGAUUUCCUGAUGUGCCGAGUGGAAUUCAAGAGGAGAACGGCAUUAAGUACAAGUUCCAAGUGUUCAAGAAAGAGAUUGGUGAUGCGGUGUAGACAGCUAAUAGAGAAAAUCAAUAGAUUGUCAGAAAACACUCAAAAUACCGCAUUCCUUGAAAACCUUUCAAGAUUUAUUGCCAAGUUACCUCCUGGAUAGACAGUAGAAACUUAUAGUGCAUCACUAUAUUUCUAUAAAUCCAAGUCUUGUUAACACUCUUUGUAAUAUAGUACUUUUAUACUAUUUUAUACUCUUUGUAAUGGAUGAAAAUCUUGAAACGCAGACACUUUAACAGCAGUCCAGUUUGUCUAUGCAAGUCUUUGUGUGUAUUCACCCCUCUUCCAUCACUGCUGCUUGGUACAUUAUUUACAAUCUGUUCCAAUAUAUAAUCUGCCACCCGCUGCUGUCACCUUGUCAGCGUUCCCAUCUCGUCCUCCUCCUCAGAAACAUUGCAGCUGCACAGAGAAUAUGCUUGUCAGUGUGUCAGUCAUCUGCCUCUGUUGACGACAGCCUGUGGUCUGGGUACCACAGCAGAUCUGGUCCCUUCUGAGCAGGACAGAUGCCAGUUUAGAAAGCAACAAAUCAAUUGUCCUACUGGUUUGCCUCAAUCCUAUAAUGACUGUCUUGUCAUUCCAAAGAAUAAGGG